Messenger RNA from Naumovozyma dairenensis CBS 421, 1506 nucleotides. RefSeq names its product Arp9p (gene ARP9). The transcript has a single exon. NCBI's taxonomy places the organism in Eukaryota, Fungi, Ascomycota, Saccharomycetes, Saccharomycetales, Saccharomycetaceae. The coding region runs from base 1 to 1506 and encodes 501 amino acids. The record is from RefSeq and is a predicted model, not a curated record.
AUGGCUCCAAUUAGGUCAGAAAAUACAUUGAUAAUAUAUCCAAGAUCGCAAACAACCUUGGUCCAAUUAGGUCUAGGUGAUGAAACAUUCGCUGUGCCUAAUCUAGAAAUACCAUCUGAAAUCUAUAGAACAUUUGAUGAACUGAAUCAAUGUUUCAAAUAUCAUGCAAAUCCUAUUGAAUCUGACUCAUCCUGUGUACUAAUAAAAUUCAUCGAAAAUGGAUCAAUCAUCGACCUAGAAGCGUUCUUGCAAUUCAUCAAAUUAAUUUAUGUAUCCAUUCUAGAUUCCAAAUCUAAAGAAAAUCCAGACACAGCUUUUUCUACAGAAUUAUCAAAUAUCCCAUUCCUCCUAAUAACGCAUUAUACGUGGUCACAACCUCAAUUAGAAAAAAUAACCCAAUUCAUAUUCGAAUCAUUGAAAAUAUUAAACGCAAUGUUAUUACCAUCAUCUUUAUCUACCUCAGUGGCAAUGAUCUCAUUACAGAAUUGUUGUAUCAUCGAUAUAGGUAAAUCACAUACUGAUAUAAUCCCAAUAAUAGAUUAUACUCCAUUAUCAUUCUUAGCAUCCACAUUACCAAUGGGAGGAGAUAAUAUUAAUAAAUUUUUGAAAACUCAGUUACCUUCCAAUUUCACAGAUGAUCAAAUUGAAUCAUUGAAAAAAUCUCCCAUUUUUGAGGUCUUGAAUGACGAAGACAUCGCUAAAUAUUCUAAAUAUAGUGAUAUUUCUGAUAUAAUUAAUCCUCGUGAUAAUGCAGAAGGUAUGGAUGCUGAUAAUGAUGGUGGAUUAGAUGUCGCUCAAAUUAUUAUUAGUGAUCGUGAUACAAGAGAAUUGUUAGCUGAAAGAGAGCGUGCAAAGACUGAAAAAAAUGUACCUAAUUCUGAAUUAGAAAAUAAUUCAUUCAUUGAUAAGAAUGGGGAUGAAAUUACUGUUGGAAAACAAAGAUUUCAAGGUUGUAAAACUUUGAUUGAAAAAAUAUCUAAAAGAGUAGGGCUUGUUUUGAGUCAAAUUGAUGACAUUUCGAAAUGUAAAGCUGCUUGGGAAAAUAUAGUCAUUGUAGGUGGGAGCUCGUCUAUUCAAGGGUUUAAAGAAGCGUUAUUGACAAGACUUAUUAAAGAUCAUAUAGUUAUGGAACCAGAAAAUGAGAAAAUUAAAAGAGAACAAGACAGUUUAGACGCAGCAAAUGCUGCCGCAUCAGAAACUACAACAACCACAGCAGCUGCAACAACAACUACGAAGGGGAAAAGAAAUGCGAACAAAUUAUCUGGUAUGACAAGGUCUGUCUUUUUACCUGAUAUUGAAUAUGUACAGGGCCCUAACGUGAUAAGGUUAGCUAAGUACCCAGAAUAUUUCCCUGAUUGGAAGAAACAUGGUUAUGCUGAAAUCCCAUUUUUAGGUGGGGAAAUUGUAACCAAACAAUUUUUUAAUCAUUCAAGAGAUAGUUUUUAUAUUACAAAGGAAAAAUAUGAAGAAAAGGGUCCGUUGGCACUAUGGGAUGUUGAAUUUUAA